Drosophila rhopaloa is the source of this 3471-nucleotide messenger RNA. RefSeq lists its product as uncharacterized. The transcript has 2 exons. The record is from RefSeq and is a predicted model, not a curated record. The coding region runs from base 692 to 2734 and encodes 680 amino acids. Lineage: Eukaryota; Metazoa; Arthropoda; Insecta; Diptera; Drosophilidae.
UUGGUCGUGGCUUGCGCUUGAAAAUUACCAUUAUGGACAGAACAACCAUAUUUUCACUAAACUAUUAUUGUUUGUUCUUGAUAUUUGAAAAUAUAAAAACUAACUGCGAGACUGAAAGAAACUUAAAAAGAGAAAAUAUCAUUGAUAUGUAUCGGGAUCUUAUCAAUUUCGUAAUCAGCUGUGUUGAGUUCCAAAUAGCUUUUCGAAAUUGGAACAAGAAACUUUUUGACGAUCUUAUCGGUUAUUAUGUUGAGCUAAAAAUAGCUUUUCGAAAUGCGAACAAGAAACUUUUUGACGAUCUUAUCGAUUAUUUUCAAUUAAGAGUCGCCGAUGAUGUAUCAGUCCAUUUUUCGGCAAUAUAUAACUCAUUGCAAAACGUUUCAAAAAAGGACAAGGAUCACUUUUGGAAUUACUUCACAACCGCGAUUAAGGAAAACGUAAACAUGCAAUCACUCGAAUUGUAUUAUAAAUCGACAGAAUACCAUCCCGAACAUUUGGAUAGGUUACAGGCAAUCAUGCAUUCCCUUAAAAAUAAGACUUUGCACAAACUCGAUGUAGAUUUUGGUGAGUUGUUCUAUAAAAAGGUUAUGAUUUAUGUUAAUCUAAGCACUUGGAGUUUUCAGGCUCUGAUUAUAGCUUCGAAAAUUUUGGUACAUUCGGUCACUUGAGAAGUCUCAAAGUUAAUGCGCGCAUGUGUGCCUAUGAUUUGGUACAGUUGUGUCGAUCAAAUCCGAAUUUAUGUGAUAUCACUUUCUACAGUACCGAAUUAUAUGGAAGGUUUUCGGAUAUCGUGCCAUACUGCAGUCAGCUAAAAUGCCUGGAGUUAUUGAUGAAACCCGACGUCGAUGCUACAGAGUAUGCCACGUUGGCAAAUUUACCCCAACUUGAAGAAUUGUGGCUUGGUGGGAUACAUCAAGAAGGCACGCUGACUGAGUUGUUUAAUGGCCUCAAACUAAAGGGCGUAAAAAAACUAUGUAUACCUAAAAGUAUGCUCAGUAAACAAGAAACUCAGGCUCUAGCACAGAUAAGGUCGAUAAUCGCCAUUUGGAGCGCAUUUAGUGAUGACAACAUUAUUUGGAAUUUAGCUCAUAUUCCAAAUCUCGAAUCCAUUACAGUUUUUACUAGACCUGAGCAAUACAACAUAAUGGUUCAAUUUAAAAAUGUGCUAAAGAAAGUAGUAGUUAUCUUAAUUACUCCAUUCAUGACAUUGUAUUUGAUAUCCCCUGGCCCUAAGCCAGGGAAUCUUUUCCUGAAUCUUGAAAUCCGUCGAUUUUUCUAUGGUGAAGAACAUAAUGACGAAAUUUCUAGUGACAUCCUCAAUUUUAUAACUCCUCUUUCUCAACGAAUAGAAGUCAAUGAAUUGCAUACAAUGGGUUUUAGUGGCUUUCUGCAAGCUCUGCUUCAGAGUUUAGCGAACCAGAAACUAAGAAAUGUAUACAUACGUGAAAAAAUAAGCAUGGAAGAAGCUGAUUCACUCGUUUCCAUUCCGUCUUUAAAUAAUAUAAUUUGUUACCAUAAUUUGGAGGAGAUAAUUCUAAUGAAAUGUAAACAACUAGAUGGAAUUAAGAACACAGAAACCCGAGUGUAUCGAUUUAGAAAUCCAGAGUGGUGGGCUCGUAUAAUCCAUGGCAAUUUUUUAACACUUAUUGUGGACUUUUCAGAGUGCUCUUUCCGUUUUUUCUGUCCUCUAGCAAAUUUUAAAAACUUAAAAAAACUAGUUAUAAAGGGUUAUUAUAUGUGUGAUUCCUUAACACUACUAUUCAAAAGAUUUGAAGAAAAUCGAAACCUAGAGGACUUGGAAAUGGAUAUAAUUGAUACCACAGCUCUUCAUGGGUUGGCACAAAUCAGCAGCAUAAAAGUGCUUAAGUGUGGUUUUUUUUGUUCCCGUGCUUAUCGAACUCUGGCUAAUUUAAAUCAACUAGAGUCGCUAACUAUAUCUUUACAACCAAAUGGAUCUCUAAAAAGACUUUUUAACCUUCUUGCUGACGAAGAACAAUAUCGAAAUUUACAGGCAGAUAUUUCCAUUGAUGAAGCUACCGCAAACAAUUUGAAAACCUUGCAAACGAUAUCUAGAUACUGGUAUAGGCCAAGUCAUCAAUGUGAAGAUAUUUUACAAAAUCUCACCGAUUUGCGUCUUCAUGGAAUCUCCAUGUGGGGUCUUCUCAAGGAACUAAAAGUUUUAUCCAGUCUUCAAAGCUUGUUUUUGGAUAACUCACAUUUGGAUUUUUUAGAUAUUGUUGAGUUGACUAAAAUAAGUUGGCUGAAACAUUUAAGACUCGGCCUUACCGAUAAAAAAUGCAUCUUAAUGCUGAUCCAAUUAAAAAAUCUGGAAGUCUUGGAAAUCACAUCGACUCAUCACGCAGCGGAAGAUGAAAGCAACUUUAUUCUUCCAUUUCUCGAAUCUUGCCAAAAUCUUAGAUCUAUAACUCUUCAUCGAUACUAUGACUUCUUAAGUAAGGAUUAUCUUAACGGAAUCUUAACAGUUAUAAAGCUCCUUAAAGACCCUGAGACUAAUCCGCCAUUUGAAUUAGUUGGAAUGUGGUGUGAUUUCGAAAAUCUAAAUCAGCUACACGGAUAUGAUGACGCUUUCCUACUGCUGAGACGCAUUAAACAAGAAGAAUUUGAGUCUGAUGAAGAUGACAUCGUGUUAAAUGACGACUUUUGGGAAAAGUUCGAAAUGGACCUAAUCAAUUACAAUGACAAUAGUUCGUACUCCGAUGAAGAAAACAAUUAAAUUAAUCUGACAAAUUUUAAUUUAAACGCUUUGAUUAAUUAUUAUGGACUCGGUCACUUUUUUUUAUGUCCAAACAUUUCGAAAGUUAGUAAUCAACACUGCUAAAAGUGCCCCAUCAUUACAAACAGAAAUAUAUAUAUGUAAUUGUAUAUAUAAUAUUUGCUUGCCCAAAUCUUUGUUCCCCUUUCCGAAUAUAAAGCUUUUGCCUGCGUUGCUCGCUAUCUUUAUUUAUAAGCUUUUAAUUUGCUGCUUUUGUUCGCAGCAAUCUUAGUAUGUUGUAUUCCGGUCGGCAAAAAAGAACUGCAACGCGGCUUUGACUAAACUUAUAGAUUCAUCUGUAGAACGCCCCAAACAUGGGUGAUAAGAAAGCUUAUAACGAAAUUAUUCAUAAAUAGGUAGAUAACUGUGGAUUUAAGUUAAAAUUGAAUCUAAUACAUUCCUUUGAAAAAUUUUGUUUGUAAUAUUUAAAUAUUAUGGAAUUACGAUUUUAAUUAAAUUAAAAUCGGACACCAAUAGCUUCAUUGCUUUCAGUAAUAUAGGCAUUGAAAUCGAAAUGUUGUCCAUUUGUAAUAACCGCAAGGGUAUAAAAACUUCGGCUUGCCGAAGUUUGCCUUCUUUCUUGUUCAUUAUAAUAUAAAGGAAAAUAUUGUUUAUAUAUUUAAUGUGCAUACUUAAGCAGAAAUAACUGUCAUAUAUUAACUGCACUGACGUCUAAUAAAGAAUUAUAUUAUUAUUUA